This is a messenger RNA of Zychaea mexicana, 852 nucleotides long. Its product is annotated as peptidase S8/S53 domain-containing protein. Gene Ontology annotation, biological process: proteolysis. Lineage: Eukaryota; Fungi; Mucoromycota; Mucoromycetes; Mucorales; Lichtheimiaceae. The annotation marks the transcript as partial. The transcript has 4 exons. The record is from RefSeq and is a predicted model, not a curated record. Gene Ontology annotation, molecular function: serine-type endopeptidase activity.
UCGUCCAGUCCUGAUUGGGGACUUGCACGGAUUCACAAACGUACGUUGGGUGAGUUGGAUUCAUACGAGUUUGAUGAAACUGCUGGAUCGGGCAUCGAUGUAUUUGUCCUUGACUCGGGCGUUAAUGUUGGACACACGGAUUUUGAAGGCCGUGCUCGAGCGGCAGCCAAUUUUGUGGAUCGAGAAGACGAUAUUGAUCUUGGUGGUCAUGGUACACACGUUGCUGGUAAAAUUGCAGGCAAAAUGUAUGGCGUUGCCAAAUCAGCCAAUAUCCAUUCCGUCAAGAUCCUUAAUAAAUCAGGCGACGGCACUAUGAGCAACUUGAUCAAAGGGAUUUCACAUGUGAUCCAAGUAGCCACACCAGGCAAAGCGCUCAUCAACUUGUCAUUGAGCGGUCCUAAAUCACGAUUGAUUGAUGAAGCCGUAUCCAAACUUGUCAAUGAUUACAACAUCCCCGUCUUCGUUUCUGCAGGCAAUUCCGGCACAGACGCAUGCUAUUUUUCACCGUCAUCCAAUGCGGAUGCCUUUGCAGUAGGUGCAACUGACGUCAAUGACAAGGUCCCAUACUAUUCCGACACGGGUCGAUGUGUCAAGGUAUAUGCUCCUGGCUCUAAUAUCAGGAGCACAUGGAUUGGUGGCUCAGACGAGACCAAGGUCUUGGAUGGAACCAGCAUGGCCAACCCACACGUCGUGGGCAUUGCUGCAUCGCUCAUGUCCAAGCAACCCUCUCUCUCGCCCAAAGAGCUGUAUGAGGCCAUUGUCACAAAGGCCACUAGUAACAUGUUGACCUUUACCACCACAAGCGAUGCCGAUUUGAAUAGUAAUCUGAUAGCCUAUAACGGUAUCCAUUAA